AAAGCCUCAUAAGCACUAGUAAACACAAAUCCACCAUGAAGACAUUCCUCAUCUUUACCCUCCUUGCCAUGGCGGUAACCAUUUCCACCGCCAAUGAGCAAUUUAAACAUAGUUGCCAACAUCAACCUCAACAACCAUUUCCUUGGCAGCAAUAUCCAUUUCCUGGGCAACAAAAACCCUUUCCCGGGCAACAACAACCAUUUCCUGAGCAACAACAACCAUUUCCCGACCAACAAAAGCAAGUUCCUGGGCAACAAAUUCCAUUUCCUGGGAUACAACAACUAAUUCCGGGGCAACAACAACCAUUUCCUGACCAACAACAACCAUUUCCUGGAUUUCCAAUUCCUUGGAUACAACAAACUUUUCCCGGGCAACCUCAACCAUUUCCUGACCAACAACAGCCAUUUCCCGGCCAACAACUUCCAUUUGCUGGGCAACAACAACUAAUUCCCGGGCAACAACAACCAUUUCCUGACCAACAACAGCAGAUUCCCGGGCAACAAUUUCCAUUUCCCGUGCAGCAACAACCAUUUCCUGGGAAACAACAGCUAAUUCCUGGGCAACAACAAUCAUUUCCCGACCAACAACAACCAUUUCCUGGACAACAAUUUCCAAUUCCUUUGAUACAACAGACUUUUCCCGGUCAACCUCAACCAUUUCCUGACCAACAACAACCAUUUCCCGGCCAACAACUUCCAUUUCCUGGGCAACAACAACUAAUUCCCGGGCAACAACAACCAUUUCCUGACCAACAACAGCAGAUUCCCGGGCAACAAUUUCCAUUUCCCGGGCAGCAACAACCAUUUCCUGGGAAACAACAGCUAAUUCCUGGGCAAUUACAACCAUUUCCUGACCAACAACAACAUAUUCCCGGGCAACAACAACCAUUUCCCGGCCAACAACAAUUAUUUCCUGGACAACAACAACAACAACCAUUUCCCGACCAACACCAACAAAUUCCAGGGGAACAAUUGCAAUAUCCCGGGGAGCAACAAACGUUUCCUGGACAACAACAACCAUUUCCUGACCAACAACAACCAUUUCCUGGCCAACAACUUCCAUUUCCUGGGCAACAACAACUAAUUCCCGGGCAACUACAACAAUUUCCUGACCAACAACAGAUUCCCGGGCAAGAACUGCAAUUUCCCGGGCAACAUCAGCAAUUUCCCGGGCAACAACAACCAUUUCCUGUGCAACAACAAUCAUUUCCGCAAUUACAACAGUUAAACCCAUGCAGGGAUUUCCUCCUACAACAGUGCAACCCAGUGACAAUGGUGACGUUCCUCCGGUCGUGGAUCUUGCAGCAGAGUAGUUGCCAAGUGAUGCGGCAACAAUGUUGCCAACAGCUAGCGCAGAUCCCUGAGAAUUCCCGGUUACCUGCAAUCCAUGGUGUUGUGGAAGCAAUCUUCCUACAACAACAACAUAAGCAAGGUGAUUUCUUGCAACCUCAGAAGCUGCAUCAGAUUGUUCAAGGUUUAUUCCAUCCUCAACAACAAUGCGGUCAGGGUGCGUCCAUCCAGCAACAACAACAGUACAUUGUCAUUCAGGGUAUACUCCAGCCUCAGCAGCUAGCUCAGUUAGAGGCAAUAAGGGCUUUAGCGCUAAAGACCCUACCGGCGAUGUGCAAAGUGCAAGUCCCACCAUACUAUUAAACCAUCACUACGCCAUCUGGCACCAUUAGACGGCCCAUCACUAUAUAGAGGAUGGACCGAUUGGUGUAGUGGUGAGAAAUAAAGUGCAAUGCACCGUCAUGUAUGACCCCGACCUGUACUAGUUCAAACUUGGGAAUAAAAGAAAAAUAAAGUUCUUUUCUGCAUAA
This is a messenger RNA of Lolium perenne, 1819 nucleotides long. RefSeq lists its product as uncharacterized. Lineage: Eukaryota; Viridiplantae; Streptophyta; Magnoliopsida; Poales; Poaceae. The record is from RefSeq and is a predicted model, not a curated record. Gene Ontology annotation, molecular function: nutrient reservoir activity.